GCAUGACUGUACUCGAUCAGAGUUGUAGCUGAGCAUGAAAAAAGAUAACGAAUCAUAAGGUGCUGCAGAGUUUUUGAGCCAGCCGAAAAUUUUACUUGUUGGAGGUCUAUUCAGUAACUGGUGGGAAACUUACAAGUCACACGACCAAAGACGAACGCGGUCAUACGCGAUUCAGGGGAAGCGGCGAACAUGACGUCUCCGUUUGUUGAGCCUCUCCCCAAAAGGAAGAGAAAGAAAGGUCCUGAUGAUGAAAUCAUUAAAAAUGUCGUUGUCUUGAAAAGUAGUCAAGUUCGUGAAAAGGAUGGUGUUGUGUUGAUGCCCAAAACUACUCUCGACAUGUCCGGAAUAAAGAAAUUGGGACAGUCCAGGAAAAUAACGUUUACAAAGAGUACUUCAUCAGGAGAUUUGCAACGAAAACUGGAGGAAAAGUUUCCUUUCCUUAAGGAAGCCAGUGGAAGAUUUUAUUGUGCAAAAGCAGUGGAAAAUAGAUCAAAAUUGGACUUUUGUGGUGAUCGUUGUGUAUGGAGUGGGGCAUUCAUCAAUAAAAACAUUACAGGGAACUCAGCACUUUACAUCUAUUGUGAGGAAGAGAAAGAGGGAGAUUCUGGCCAUUACUCUUCAGACCCUGACUUGCCAGGUGCUCCUGUGUAUGGAAAUUGCCUUGUUACUGCAGCACCCCAGGGGCGUAAAAGGUUUGGAAGUGAACCUUGUCCUGCUGCUGAGGGUCUGAUUGACAAAGAGACAUUGAGAGCAGUUGAAAGCCAGACGUGUGGAACAGUGAGAGAAAGUGACAGAAAUUACAGGCCUUUUGGUCAGCCGGAAGGUGUCAAAACACAAGUCUGGCUUAGUGAUUUACCGGAGCAGACAAAUCCUUUCACUCUUGCACCUCUCUUGGAAAGUUUACAAGUCUGUUGUAAAGAUAUAGAGAUCCAGAAGCCAUAUGACCAGGCUUCAACUGAGACAUUGACAGUUAAAGGGAGUCAAAGGGCUCAACAGAAUACAUCUGUGACUGUAGGGGAUUCUGACAAUCAGGUAAUCGUGUACAAAAAAAGAUAA
Pocillopora verrucosa is the source of this 1056-nucleotide messenger RNA. The record is from RefSeq and is a predicted model, not a curated record. Lineage: Eukaryota; Metazoa; Cnidaria; Anthozoa; Scleractinia; Pocilloporidae.